AUGGAACCUCCUAAAAAAAGCAUUAAUUUUCAACGUAAACCACUAACAGAAGCAAAAAGAUUAUCCAUGUCAUUUGAGGCAGAACAAGAAUGUGCAUUAAUAUGUUUAUUGAUAUAUGAAGGAUUUAAUAUGCAAUUUAGUGUUCCAAGAAAGUCAUCAGAAAUAUGCCAAUUUUUAGAUCUAGUAAGAAUUUAUGGGAAAAAUAUAAAUAUUGAUAUGAAAGAAGAAAUUAAGAGGAUUGUUGCUAAAAAUUUAAAGGGGGUUAAUCCUGAAAGUAAACAUCAUGUAAAGUAUGAAAGAAGAAAUACUAUGGCUGCUACUAUUAAUUUCCUCUUAGAACUAUUACAAAAAAUGGGAUGUGAGUACAAAGAAAAAGGUACUAAAGGAUCAAAUAUUACACUAAAGAUGAAAAAAAUUAAACAUCUUAAAUAUCGGUCUGUUAAUUGGGAUAGUGAAAAAAUAGCUACUAUUGGAGAUAUAGUCAAUAGAAGAAUUAAACAAUUUUUUAGAGGAAAAAAAAGAGAGACUCUUGUUGAUCUUCCUUGUUCAAUGAUUCAAGUAAAUGAUUUGGUGGAUGGAUAUUAUAACGAAAGAUCUGCUUUUAAAUGGGUUAAUCCUGCUUCAAGAAGUAUCCAACAAGAGCCUGAUGGUGAUGAUGAGACAUUAGAAGACUAUCAUGUCCCAUUAGCUGAAGAAGGUGUAUUACCGAAAAUAGUAACUGGUGAAAUUGUCGUUCAAAAAUAUACAGAGAACUCAAAAUCUUCCGAUAGUAAACAAUUAAAAGAAGAUCUAGAGACUAAUACAUUUAAAAUUAAAAAUGAAAUGGAUCACUUCAAAAAUGGUUUAAUGAAAGAAUCACAAUCAAAAGAUUUAAAGUCAUCAGAAGGAGAUAUUAUUUCAAAAAGACUUCACGCAAGUUGCAUGUUAAAUUCUAAUGAAGGAUUUUUUAUUGGGGAUACUUUCAGAUACUAG
Messenger RNA from Entamoeba dispar SAW760, 972 nucleotides. RefSeq lists its product as uncharacterized. The record is from RefSeq and is a predicted model, not a curated record. The transcript has a single exon. The coding region runs from base 1 to 972 and encodes 323 amino acids. Lineage: Eukaryota; Evosea; Mastigamoebida; Endamoebidae.